Molecule: messenger RNA, 4167 nt
Organism: Ectocarpus siliculosus
Lineage: Eukaryota; Phaeophyceae; Ectocarpales; Ectocarpaceae
Source: the annotation of a GenBank genome assembly
AUGCACAUCAAACAGGUGUCCAUGUCGGGCUUCCGCAGCUUCCGGUCGCAGCCCGAGAUCGAGUCCUUCAGCCCCCGACACAACGUCAUCGUCGGUAGGAACGGGUCGGGCAAGUCCAACUUCUUCGAUGCCAUCCAGUUCGCGUUGCUCAACCAGAGGUUCUCGAACCUGCGACAGGAGGAGAGGCAGCUGCUGCUGCACGAGGGAGCCGGGGCGAAGCUCAUGAGCGCCUACGUCGAGAUCGUCUUCGACAACUCCGACGGCCGUUUAGCACAGGACGGCGACGAAGUGGUGUUGCGGCGCAACAUAGGGAUGAAGAAGGACGAGUUCUUCCUCAACCUCAAGCGCGUGACGAAGCAGGAGGUGUCAAGUCUCCUGGAGAGCGCAGGAUUUUCAAAGGCGAACCCGUACUACAUCGUGCAGCAGGGCAAGGUGUCGGCACUGACGCUAAUGAAGGACGCCGAGAGACUUAACCUGCUCAAGGAGGUCGCGGGCACGAAGGUGUACGAAGAGCGCAGGCAGGAAUCCCUCAAGAUCAUGGACGAGCUCAACAACAAGUUCGAAAAGAUCCAGGAGGUCAUCAGCUUCAUCGAGGAACGUCUCGGGGAGCUCGAAGAAGAGAAGGAAGAGCUCGGCGCGUACCAGAAGCACGACAAGCAGAGGAGGGCCCUGGAGUUUGCCCUGUACGACAAGGAGCUCACCAAGGCGAGAGAGUCCCUCCAGGACAAAGACAGGGCCAUGGAAGAAACAGAGUACCGCAUCCGGGAGUUGCAGGAGAGGCUCCAACACGCGCGCUCGCAAGCGGGGCACGACGAGAAAGACUUGGCCGACGGAGAGACGGCGGCAUCCAAGCUGGACAAACAAGUAGCCGCCAAGGAAGCCGAGCGUCGCGAGCUUCUCGGCGUUCGAGCGAAGCUGGAGCUGGAGGUGAAGGACCUGUCGGAGCGCGUGGCGACGGACGGGGACGAGCAGGAACGCCUCGCCGAGGAGCUCAAAACCCUGGACGCCAACAUCGCGGCCCGGAAAAAAGACCUCGAGACGGAGGCGGGGCCGGCGUACGACAAGGCCCGAGCAAGCGUGAGCGCUACGGAGAUGGAGCUCGGCGCGGCGGCGGGACAGAGGGAAGAGCUCUACGCCAAGCAGAGCCGCGGCUCCAAGUACCGGACCGCCGAGGAGCGCGACGCCGCGCUCAAGUCGCAAGUGAAAUCCACCCGCUUGGCGGCCAAGGGGAAAUCGGACACGGCUGCAAGCCUGAAGAGCCAGGCCGUCAAGAUGUCGGAGCAGCUGGACCGGCAGCGGAAGAAGGCGGCGGAGAUGGAGGCCCAGCUGCAGGAGAGGCACCUGCAGUCGCAACGCGUGUCGGCGGACCUGGUGCAGAGGACUGCGGCCCGCAACAGCCUGGCCGAGGAGAGGAAGGAGAAGUGGAGGGUUAUUGAGGGCCUGCAGGAAGGACCUCGCCGGGCAGCGGGCGGAGAAGUUCGAGGGAGGGAUGGAGGGCUUGCAAGGGACCGCAUUUCGGAGCAGAAGGCCGCGCUGGAGAAGAGCGAGCGUGACCUCCGCUUUGCCAUGCCUCGAAGCGUGGCCUCAGGACUGGACGCCGUAGAAGCUCUCGUCAAGGAGCAGCGCAUCGAGGGGUACUACGGUCCGGUGUACGAGAACUUCGCCCUGAGGGAUCCGGUUCUGGCAACGGCCGUCGAGGUAGCGGCUGGUAACACGAUCUUCAACGUGAUCGUGGACAACGACCACACCGCCGCCAAGCUCAUGCACAUGCUCGAGAGGAGGAAGCUGGGGAGGGUGACGUUCAUGCCCCUCAACAAGCUGGCCACGAGGAUGGCCCCCCGGAAGGAGCUAGGGAACAAGGUCGUGGCUUAUCUCAUCGAGGCUGCGAUCAAGUUCAGACCGGAGGUGAAGCCCGCGAUGGAGCAGAUCUUCGGGAAGAAGCUCCUGGCGAAGGACUUGGAAACGGCCUCAAAAUACUCGGAGCGGAAAGAGUGUGACAUGGACGUGGUGACCAUGAACGGGGAUGAGUUCAACCGCAAGGGUAGCAUCUCCGGCGGGUACCACGACGAGAGGGCCGGGAGGCUGCUCACGCUAGAGAAAAUCCGUGGGCUGAGGAGGGACCUGGACAAGCUGGCGGGGGAGCGGAAGGGCAUGCAAGCCAAGUCGAACGAGACGGACCAGGCGGUGACGAACCUGCUCGGGGAGGUGCAGAAGCUAGAGGCCAAGAGGGCGAGCAUCCGCAACGUGAUGGCGCAGACCAACAAGGACCUGGGGCACAUCAAGAAGGCCGCCGUCACCACCGAGGAGCAGCUGCACGAGAAGGAGGAGCUUCUGGAACAGGUUAGCCGGGAAGCGCAGCAAGAAUCGAACAAAGCGGACGUCCUCCAAGCCGAGAUCGGCACUCCCCUCAUGGCUACUCUGACGGAGGCGGACCAGCGCACGCUUCACGAGCUCAACACCGUCCGGGUGCCGGCCCUGAACGCUCGGCUCAAGACCGAGUUCGACGCUCUGGAGGUGACCGCGGCCGCGCGGACCCGGCUCCUGUCCAUUCUCAACGGGAACCUGCAGAGGCGGCGAGAGGAGGUUCGAGAGCUGCUGGACCCCGAUAGAGGGGGCAUAGGGGGCAGCGCUAGGUCUGGGGAGGCGGAGGAGAGGCUCGAGACUCUCGCGCAACGGCGCGAGGAGCUCUCCAAGGCGGGGAGGUCUCUAGAAGCGCUGCGGGUGGAGCUGGAGGACAUGGAGAAGAUCGCUUCGGAGCGCAGACAGGAGGUGUCGGCGAUCCGGAAGGAAGUUGACAACAUGAAGGCGGAAGAGGCGAGACUGCUCGAGCGACUGGCGGAGGAGUCGAAGGUGAAGGGAAAGCUGAAGGGCAAGCAAGAGAUGUGCGUGACCCAGCUAGAGGACAACACGCAGAAGAUGCAGAGCCUGGGCACUCUGCCCCACGGCCAGCACGAGCAAUACAAGACGAUGGACACGAAGAAGCUGAUGAAGAAGCUGAACGCUGCCAACGAGAGCCUCAAGAAGUUCAGCCACGUGAAUAAGAAGGCGCUGGACCAGUACGUGAGCUUCAGCGAGCAGAGGGAGACCAUCCUCAAGCGGAAGAAAGAGAUUGACGCGGCGCAGACGGCCAUCAAGGAGCUCAUCGAGGGCCUGGACCUGCAGAAGGAUGAGGCAAUUCUGCGGACGUUCCGAGGGGUGAGCCAGAACUUCUCGGAAGUGUUUCAGGAGCUGGUGCCCUCGGGAUCGGGUGUGAUGGUCAUCAAGACCAGCGCCGACGCUGCCGCAACCACCACCAAGAAGAAGGGCUCCAAGAACGCUGAGGAGGAGGAGGAAGAGGAAGAGGAGGAGGAGGAGGAAGAGGAAGAGGAGGGUGGCGACGAAGCAGGAAACCCCGGAUCCGGCAAGAAAUCUUCAAAAGGGAAAGGGAAAGCCAAGGCCAAGGCACGGGAAGGAGGAGAAGAUGGAGCGGGGGCGGAUGAAGAAGAGCCGAACGGCUUGUCGCCAACGACGCUGGUCAGCGACUUCGUCGGCGUCCAGAUCAAGGUGUCGUUCGUGGCCGCGGGGGAGACGUUCCUCAUGUCGCAGCUCUCGGGGGGGCAGAAGGCCGUGGUUGCUCUCGCCCUCAUCUUCGCGAUUCAGCGCUGCGACCCCGCCCCCUUCUACCUGUUCGACGAGAUUGAUCAGGCACUGGAUAGCUCCUACCGCGCGGCCGUGGCCUCACUGAUCCAGAGGCAAGCCCAUUCGUCGGACAACCCGACGCAGUUCAUCACCACCACGUUCCGCCCGGAGAUGGUAGCUGUCGCAAGCCAGUGCUACGGAAUCUCCCACCAGAACAAGGUGAGCAAUAUCCACGUCCUGCCGCGCCAGGAGGCUCUGGGCUUCGUGGCCAACAUCAUGAACGAAGAGGAGGCCGUCGGGGUGGAGCUGCAGCAGCCCGCGAGCGCCGCGCGCCAGAAGCAGGGAGGAGGGUCACGCCGGGGCAGCAGAGGUGCCAGGGAGGAGGAGGUGGAGGAGGAGGAGGAAGCGGACGAGAUGGACGUGGAGGAAGAGGAGGGCGAUGACGAGGAGGAAGAGGAGGAGGAGGAAGAGGAGGCUCGUAGGCCGUCAUUGGAGGGCAAGAGGCGCAGGGUUAGGAGUGGGGGCGAACGGGAGUCUUCCUCGCGAUAG